AUGGAGAUCUGGGCAGGAUUCGGAUGGCUUCUCUACGGAAACGUGGCCGGACGUGAGAACUACUUGUAUGGCGGCUGUGAACACCUCAUUGACAAGCGACAGUUCCCGGACUUCGGAACGGCUUCGAAUAAUCAUGUUACCUCAUCCAUCACUCCUCCAGGUGGAUCAGGAUCCGAGCAAGGCGGGAGAGCGAAAGCUAAAUCCUCGGCUUCCUUCUUAAAUGCGCCGUUGGGGAAUCCAAAGAAGCGGAAGCAGGCCGAGGAUGAGAUCGAGGCUGGAGACAAAGCAAAACAACCGAAAGGCUACCUCGACAAAGCCGCCCGAGACCACCAUCGCGCUGAAGUGAAGAAAGCACAUGAUAGGUUUCAUGCUGCUGGGAAGAAGCUUGGGACCCCGCUCGUUCGGCCCAACAAGUCGGCGGAGACCAAGCGCGGUGGUCGACCGCAGAAUCCGCUCAUGGAAUGGGUCGCGAUCAUCAACCAUGAGACCAACAGCAAUGGCAAGGAGGCUGUGAAGCUGACACAUCCGGCACGGGAUGCCAGGCUCGUUUCCGUUUUCAAUGCCAGUCUCUUCCUGUGCUCACUCGAGUUACAUUUUCAGGAGAUCAAACACUGGCCGCUACUCAACGCUACCAUCAACGACAAGAUGGUCGAAUCAGCUCCCUCCCAAUUGCUUCUAUCGGGUACCGAAGCUGGCCUGCCAGCUGUUCGUUCUGCCAACGAGCGAGACCUCGAGGAGAAGAGGGCUCUCCGCGCACCGGGGUCUAUCUUGGAGCACUUUAAUGUCGCUAAAAUCACGCCCAAGGUCCAAACUUUUGUUGACCUCGCAAUGUUCCGGUUCUUCAUCUGCUGUGCCCUUUCCUGGACCCUCCUUGACAACAUUUGGUUCCGUACUUUUGUUUAUGCGCUGGCAGCAUCUUACGUGGUCCCAACGCGUUCGAGCUUUUUCUCAAAAUACCUCAGCUCGGAGAUUGCAGUUGUCAACAAGGUCCUUCGUGGUUUUCUUGCGGACCGCGAGAAUUUGUCGCUCUCCUUCGAUGGUUGGAGUACUCUGAAGCACGAGGAGAUCUACACGUUGCAUAUCACCACCCCGGGCCGGCGAUCCAUCUUUAUUGACGGGCAUGUCUUCACAGACAGUGUGACCGGGAACUUGUUACUUGAUGUCAUUCUAAACAAGGUGACGAGUAAUUUCCUGAUCGAAAAACCCACCCAGGACGCAGAUGAUGCGACUUUAGAUACACCAUUGGGCACGCAGCGGCAGCCCAAGACCAAGGACUCAGACGAGGACUCAGACGAAGUUCCCGUGCUGCCCCCAUUGCUCAAGCCCACUCAAUUGUCUUCGGUUGCGGGUGAUGGCGGACCGAAUGUGCGUCGGACCAAGCAGCUCUUUGUGGCAAGAUACCCAUGGAUUCUCAACAUCUAUGACCCAUGCCACAAUCUGAGCUUGUACAUGAAGGAUGUUGGUGCGAUCUUCAAAGACACGGUUCUCGUAAAUGUCUCCAUGAUCGCAAAUUACUUUGGGAAAUCAAACCUCGGAACGGCUCAACUUGCCAAGUGUCGCAAGGUUCUCAAGAUUACACACGGCAUUGCAUCUGCAACGGACACAAGAUUCUCAUCAUUGCGGGUUCAAUCCGUCUCGGUCAAGGAAUGUAUGCCUGCGAUCCGGCGAUGCAUGGACCUUGAGCUCAUCACUUUCAAAACGAAAGCGACAAAGAAGCUGCUUCCUUUUGUUACUGAAGGAACAGAUCACUAUAUGUUCAUGGCCAAUCUCGGCGCUUUUAUUGAUCUGACCGAGUCAAUUGCGAACGCAAUUUUGUCUCUCGAAGGACUAUAUGUCAACUGUGCCGACGUCUUCUAUGCGUGGGUCUGCAUUGCAUGCUCUCUCGACAACCUCCUUGGAUCAAAAGUGUCGCUCCAACCCCACCGGCGUGCAGUAAUUGAGAAGUACAAUGCACGAUUCACUCAGAUGAUGAUCGAGUCGACAGAGGACAUCUUUUUAUUCGGCUACUUCAUCCAUCCUAAGUACCAUAUUCAUGGUGGACUGCGGCUCGACAUGCCUGCCCUCGCCGAUGGUGCCACCCUCAGCAAGGAACAAUAUUCACCUCUCUUCUCCCGAUUGAUCACAGUCGCUUUGAAGCUUUUGAUGGGAGAACGCAAACGAACUCAAAAAUACAAGUCAUCGGCAGCUGCGGAAGCCUUGGUGGCGCAACUCAUAGCGUGGGCAUAUAACCGAGAACCGUUUCGUAGCCGGCAAUGGGCACAAUUUGCAACACCUCUCGAGUACUGGAAGUGCGUUGGAGAAGAUUCGAGUGCAAGGAUCCUUGGUGUUAUCGGCAUCAAAGUCUUUUCAAUUGUUCCAUCCGAGAUUUGUGACGAGCGUACAGCAUCCCGACUCGGGUGGUUCAACUCUGCUCGUCGGAGCUCAAUGACACCGCAGAAUUUAAUCAACAGCGCCCGACUCCAUGACUAUUACACUCAUGGCUAUAACAACGAUUCUCCGAAGGGUAGGGUAUCCCAGGCAUUUAUCCAUGUUCCAUCGCCCGUCACUGCCCCCGAUGACGGAAAAGCCAUCCGAUCCGUUCCUACGCUUGCCGAUCUCUUGAAUCCCGUUGACCCAACAGAAGCAGCUCCGGUAGAUCUGGAAAGCCUCGAGGACACCUGGUUCAACCGACCGGACCCGUAUGACCUCGACGAGGCCGAACGCGUUCCUGCUCCCACUGUCGUUCGGACGAACGACCGCUUCGCUAUCUUCGACAUCAUCAAACCUGAUGACGGCAAGCUUGUGAGCUUGAUUGCGUCAGGAGGAAUGGUGGAAGGUGACGCUUUUGAGCCAGAGUUGAGCUCGGAUGGCAAUGAUGAGGACGAGGCAGGUGGAGGCUGGGACUAUAGUAAUUUUAUCUGA
This is a messenger RNA of Mycena citricolor, 2901 nucleotides long. The record is from the annotation of a GenBank genome assembly. Lineage: Eukaryota; Fungi; Basidiomycota; Agaricomycetes; Agaricales; Mycenaceae.